AUAGCAUUAAAACAUCAUAGAAAUACAAGUACAACCCUUAAGACAAAUAUUAACAUUUUGAUCCCCUAAAAUACAAAAAUGAGUUGCUCUUGAACCUCAUCUCCUACGGGCCUUUUCAAUUCUGUGCUGUGAUGGUAUCAGGAGAGGCUGCUGUGCUCGCUGGCCCAAAUGUCGUCCUUUAAAGUUAAUAGAUUCUCCACCACAAACCAAAGCUUCCCGACGUCGUGACUUUACAAUCCCCGGCUUUAUCUUCCUCGACCCAUCAGAGUUUCAGUGAACGACGACCAAAAACAGUUGGUGAAUUUGGAUGGCUAUACCUCAAAGAAAUGUUGGGCUUCCAUUGAUGAACCUUGUCAGAUUAAAAGGAACUCCCAUUCUGCAGCAGCUUCAUUUAGAGGAGCGGCUGCUGCGAACCUCGUCUGAUAAUUGGUGCAUUAUAAAUGAUGGCACAAAUGAUCGUAAUAUUGUCAUGGGUAUUUCAGGAAAACAUGCAGAGCUUCUAGACAUUGAUCUGGUGUUACGAGAUCAGGUUCCUGUCAUUAAAAGGUAUACUGGUGGAGGCACAGUUGCAGUUGAUCAUGGCACCAUAUUUGUCACUUUCAUAUGCAACAGGGAUGCUGUUCCUGGCUUGAAACUAUAUCCGCGACCUAUAAUGUCUUGGAGUAGCCAAUUGUACAACAGAGUGUUCAAAAGAUUUGGUGAUUUUUACCUUCUUGAAAAUGAUUAUGUAUUUGGUAAUCGCAAGUUUGGUGGGAAUGCUCAAUGUAUUACGAAAGAUCGGUGGAUCCACCACACAUCCUUCCUAUGGGACUAUGAGGAGAGAAACAUGGCAUACCUGAAGCAUCCAAAACGGGCUAGGGAUCAUUUGGAAUUUGUAUGCCGCAUGAAGGACUACGUGCCAAGAUCAGUUUUCAUCCAGAAAACUGUCGAGGCAAUCAGUGCUGAAUUCUCAGUAGAAUCUGAACAUACAGACCCAUUUGAAACCAACUCAAAGUUUGUGCCCUCAACAAGACUAUUGACAAGGCAGGAGUUGGAAGAAGCAGCUGUAGCCUCUCAAUCCGCGAGCUCUCUCUCUCAGUCGUCCUUGUAAUGUAAUAUGAAAUUCUAAAUUCUUUAUUCAUAAACUCUUUAG
This is a messenger RNA of Fragaria vesca subsp. vesca, 1132 nucleotides long. RefSeq lists its product as uncharacterized. NCBI's taxonomy places the organism in Eukaryota, Viridiplantae, Streptophyta, Magnoliopsida, Rosales, Rosaceae. The transcript is spliced from 5 exons. Gene Ontology annotation, biological process: protein modification process. Bases 308 to 1090 code for a protein of 260 amino acids. The record is from RefSeq and is a predicted model, not a curated record. Gene Ontology annotation, cellular component: mitochondrion.